This is a messenger RNA of Mus caroli (Ryukyu mouse), 1094 nucleotides long. The record is from RefSeq and is a predicted model, not a curated record. NCBI's taxonomy places the organism in Eukaryota, Metazoa, Chordata, Mammalia, Rodentia, Muridae.
GACUGCGCAUGCGUCGCUCUUCUCCCUGCCUGGUGGUGGAGUAGGGCCAGGUACUUGUGGCUCCGCUGUUCACCGACAAUAAGCGUUCCCUUCCUACGGAGUGUGUUGGCGAUGGCGACGGCCGAGGAGAAGCAGACGUCACCUGAGCCCGCGGCCGCGGAGGAGCCCGCGCAGCUGCCGGCCGCCGUACGCGCGAGCGUGGAGCGGAAGCGGCAGCGGGCACUGAUGCUGCGCCAGGCUCGGCUGGCUGCGCGGCCGUACCCCGCGGCGGCGGCGGCCACGGGAGGCGUGGCCAGUGUAAAAGCAGCUCCCAAAAUGAUUGACACCAAAGGUGGCUUCAUUUUAGAAGAGGAAGAAGAGAAACACGAGAUUGGAAACAUUGUUCAUGAACCAGGGCCCGUCAUGGAGUUUGAUUACACCAUCUGUGAAGAAUGCGGGAAAGAGUUCAUGGACUCGUACCUUAUGAACCACUUUGAUCUGCCAACAUGUGACAGCUGCAGAGAUGCGGAUGAUAAACACAAGCUUAUAACCAAGACAGAAGCCAAGCAAGAGUACCUUCUGAAGGACUGUGAUCUGGAGAAAAGAGAGCCAGCGCUCAGGUUCCUUGUGAAGAAGAACCCACGCCACUCACAGUGGGGCGAUAUGAAGCUCUACCUAAAGCUACAGGUGGUAAAGCGGGCUCUUGAAGUGUGGGGUAGCCAGGAAGCUCUGGAAGAUGCAAAGGAAGUGAGGCAGGAAAACCGAGAAAAAAUGAAGCAGAAGAAGUUUGAUAAAAAAGUAAAAGGCGUUGUGCUUCAGCCUCAACAGACUCCAGGACCAAGGAGACAAGCCCCAAGCCACACUGAAUUCCAAGUCCACGUCAGCUCGGUCGGUGACACUACAGGAUCUUGGACAAAUCCUUCUUGGAGGUGCAGGGCCUGACCAAUGCUUUCAGCAAUGGCUGACACACCUGCAGUCAUCUGAGAGGUAGAAAAACUGGUGCCUUUUUAUACUUUGAGAUCGCAGUUUAAAGUAACUUUCAAGAUUUCCGCGUGGAUUUAUAUUUAGACAAAGUUGGGGAUUGGUACUAAUAAUCCUUUAGCCUAACAAGUGAU